Molecule: messenger RNA, 726 nt
Organism: Ostrinia nubilalis (European corn borer)
Lineage: Eukaryota; Metazoa; Arthropoda; Insecta; Lepidoptera; Crambidae
Product: kallikrein-8-like
Exons: 1
Coding region: 4-726 (240 amino acids)
Biological process (GO): proteolysis
Molecular function (GO): serine-type endopeptidase activity
Source: RefSeq, a predicted model, not a curated record
GUCAUGUCUUUGUGCUACUUGCUGUUGUGCGUUUUUUUCGGUUCAGCAUUUACGAUUGAACCCCGUGUGUUCAGUGCGGACGAUCUGCGUUUUGACGUACACAAAUACUUGGUGAAACUGAAGGUAUUUCAUGAGAAUCUCACUGGAAUGUGUAGUGGUUCUAUACUGGACAAUAAGUGGGUUAUUACGUCUGCCCACUGCUUCAAAGGCGGCGAGAAAUACGUGUCUGUUUUCCAUCAAACUGACAAGGGGCAGAGAAUCAUCGCUAAAGUGGAUCCUGUGCAUAUACACAUACAUCCCAACUGGGUGGUGGGGAAUGUGAGUAUAACUAACAGAGUAAACGACUUGGCGUUGUUGAAGACGACUAAUUCGAUCAAGUUCAGUGAUGAUGUGCAGUCCAUAAAGUUGUCGAGGACUUUUCCGAGGAGUAAUCAGUCAGGGAUCAUUGCUGGUUUUGGUGAGAGCGAGACGGAUUUGGAGCCACCUCGAGAAGGCUUUGUAACGAUCGACCGGUGUUACUUCGGGAUCCCAGGGCUUCUGUGUUCGGACGACACGGUGCGAGCAGGGUCAGGUGACUCCGGCGGGUCCCUGGUCUCCAACGGGAGGCUGGUUGGAGUGACGUCAGCUAGCUGCAAGAACGUGGAAGAACCUAAAGUGUGCACGACGGUGUAUGUGAGCAUUGCCGCGCAUUGGAACUGGAUUCGGGAAAUGUUGCUCGGGAAAUAA